CUAUCCAUUAUUAUUUAGAUUUUCUAUUCAACCAUCAUUCAUUAAAAAAGAAAAAAAAGCCUACAAAGAAAGUAAUCCACUGUUUCAGAGGUUUCAAAAACCCAUUUCAUUUUUUUUUUUUUUUUUCCAUCUAAAUCAGUUUGCCCUGCCCAUUGAUUUGUUAAAGGUUAAACCUUUACCAAAAAUCUAAGCAAUACAUUAUUUAAGGCCAAGUUUGGUUGGUGGGUGUUCUUGGAUUUGUGGAUUCGAGAUUUUCUGAGAGUUUGAAAAAAAAAAAAAAAACAAUGGCCGCUGCUGCUGCUGGGAUUAUUGGUGGGAAUGGGUCUUCUUGGAUUCAGCUGAACCAGCUGAGGAAGAAGAAGAUUCCCAAUAGGGUUAAGUUUAGCUGUGCUGCUUAUUCUUCUUCAUCUUCUUCUUCUGUGGUCGAUCCCUACAAAACUUUGAGGAUCCAACCUGAUGCAUCUGAAUCUGAAGUCAAGAAGGCCUUCAGACAGCUUGCUUUGCAGUAUCACCCAGACGUAUGCAGGGGAAACAAUUGUGGGGUGCAGUUUCACAGAAUCAAUGAAGCAUACGAUAUUGUGAUGAGCAAUUUGAGAGGAGAAUGUACAACGCAGGACAUGUUUGACUUUGAGCCAUCCUAUCAAGGAGGUGAUGAGCCAAUGAGAGGAAUGGAUGACUCAGAUUGGGACAUGUGGGAGGAGUGGAUGGGUUGGGAAGGAGCAGGAAUUAGAGACUACACAUCUCAUAUUAAUCCUUAUAUUUAAGCAAAAUUGUAAAUAAUAAAAUUCAAUCAACCAAAAUGGGUUGUUGAAAAUGUCCUUUGUAUAUAUAUAUAUAUAUAUAUAUAUGAAUGGAAUGGAGGAUACAAACAUCCUUCUUCCUUUGUACAUACUUAAAAGCUCUGAUCAGUUAAUGCCUUGGCACUGAUAGUGGAAAGUGCACAAGUUAAUUCUGCUGUUAUAUAUCAUGUACUUUCUUUAAUCUUCCUUUCAUAAACCAUUUUCCUUCUUAACAAGGAAAAUUCCCACCGUUAAUUUUAAUAAAUUGUUCGCCGUUUGAUAUGUA
Molecule: messenger RNA, 1065 nt
Organism: Ziziphus jujuba (common jujube)
Lineage: Eukaryota; Viridiplantae; Streptophyta; Magnoliopsida; Rosales; Rhamnaceae
Product: chaperone protein dnaJ 8, chloroplastic
Exons: 3
Coding region: 285-764 (159 amino acids)
Source: RefSeq, a predicted model, not a curated record